Paramecium sonneborni is the source of this 1292-nucleotide messenger RNA. The record is from the annotation of a GenBank genome assembly. Lineage: Eukaryota; Ciliophora; Oligohymenophorea; Peniculida; Parameciidae.
AUGUAUAAGUUAUUUUGCUUAUUCCUUUAUGCUUUAUUUGUAAAUAGCUUAUUAAAGGAGUUUUAAGCCAGCUAGAGUUAUUUGCUGAUUGAAAUAUUUAGUGAUGAUUGGCUUAAUAUGAAAAUUGAAAUUGCAGAAAACUAAGUUAUAAUGAGUGAAAUAGCAUAAGACAGUACACAAUAUUUGUAUAUGUAUUACAAACUUAAAAUUGGAUAAUAAUAUAAAUUGGAUAUUUUUACAUUACCAGACAGUAAUGUUACAAUUACCGAAGUACCUUCAAGAACUUGUCCAACAAAUUGUUCAAAUAAUGGAGAUUGUUAAAACAUGCAAUGCCAUUGUUAAGUUAUGAGUACUGGGUAAUGUUAAUUAUUAAUAUUAAGAGACAGAUGCCAAUUUUAAGUUGUUUAAUUAUAUAAUCGAACUCAAUAUUCCGAAAGCCUAAAAUCUCAAUAAACCUUAAUUAUUGCAGCUUUUUAUUUACAAGCUCAACUAUUAGAUGAUUAGGAGUACUAAUUUAUAAAAUUUUGAGUUUGACAAGAAAUCUCCAAAUUCAGUCAUCCUUCUCUAUAGAUUCAAAGAUAUAUCUACUUUAACCUUUUGAAUAUCCUUCAUCCAAAUUGAUUGAAGACAAAUUAAUUUAUGAUGGAUAAUUGUCAUCCACUCCUGCUGAGAUUAAUUAUUCUAGUAAGUUUGAAAAAUAUCAUAUACAAGCCAGUUACUAUUCUUUUAUAAUAGUAUUAAAAAAUACAAAUUCUUAAAAACAAGAUAUGGUACUUAAAUAUGAAUUACUGGAUAAUGAUUAAAAAUUUUAGGACUUUAUUUUAGUAGCAAUAUUAAGUGUAAUUUCUUUUAUUAUAUUAUUGAUAAUAAUAUAUAUAGUUAGAAGAAGGUGUCAAUAUUUAUCAUAAACUAAAUUUAAAGAAAAUUAAGAAGAUUAAUCAGAUAACAUUGUUAUUUAAUUAAUGCCUAUAGUUAAUCCAGUCAAAGAUUAAGAUUGUGUAAUAUGUUUAGAUCCAUUAGAUAAUAGAUAGUGUAGAUAAACACCAUGUAAACAUAUCAUGCAUGAUAAUUGUUUAAAAUAAUGGAUUUAAAAAUAAUUGACAUGUCCAGUUUGUAGAGAUACAUUAAAUGAUGUAGAAUAUAUACCUAGAACUUUUAAAUCAAGAAAUUAAACAUCAAAUACUUUUAUUCUCAGUCAUCAAGGCCAAACUGUUGUAUAAAGUGAUAGAAAUUCAGUUCGUUCUAUGAUAAUUACUAGAACUAGAUAAAGUAGAUUGGCUGUUUUUUAAUGA